Molecule: messenger RNA, 702 nt
Organism: Prunus armeniaca (apricot)
Lineage: Eukaryota; Viridiplantae; Streptophyta; Magnoliopsida; Rosales; Rosaceae
Source: the annotation of a GenBank genome assembly
AUGUUAGAGCCUGAGCUCUGUUCUUCUAGGAUGCUAUCGCCUUUUCGUGAGGAAAGCGGGGAUGAGGAACUUUCAGUUCUUCCCAGGCACACCAAGGUCAUUGUCACUGGAAACAAUAGAACAAAGUCUGUCUUGGUGGGUCUGCAAGGUGUGGUCAAGAAAGCUGUUGGACUUGGGGGUUGGCACUGGCUGGUUCUGAAAAAUGGGGUUGAAGUUAAGCUGCAAAGGAAUGCAUUGAGUGUGCUGGAACAUCCUACAGGGAAUGAAGAAGAUUCUGAUCAUGAUUACUCUAGCAGCAGCUCUGACCACGGUGACAAGGAGAAUGAUUUCUCUAGAUGUCUUGAGUUUCACAAAUCUAGUAAACCAAGAGUUCGAUAUCCAAGGCCAUAUGUUCCAUCCACAUUAACCAAGUCAAUAAAUCGCGGAAGUUAUAGAGAAGUUCAAUCCAUCCACAGACCUCAACCGAGGGUAAACUUGGCAAAACUAGGAACAAGCACAUUGCGGAGGUAUUGCAGACACUUCAACCUUUUAACCAGCAAUUCUAAUCCAACAAGAGAACAAUUGAUCAAUGUUGCACAACGACAUUUUAUAUCGCAGCAGAUGCCAUUGGAUGAAGUAUCGGUGGUCACUGAAUUCGUCGAUGCUACCAGGAGUCGGAAAUAUGCUGAGUGGGCUGGAAAACGUGCAGAGCGAGAGAUGUGA